GCGCGAGGUGGCGCCGCCGGCGACUCGCUGCCUCCCUUGCGGCACUUCGGAGGCUUCAGCUGCCUUUCGGGGCCACCCAGCGCCUUGGCCUCCCUGUGGACAGCGCGUCCCCCGCGCUGCCCCGGCCCCUCGGCCCGCCGAGUCCUCACUUGCCGAGGCCGCCGCAGUGACCCCGCCCCCGAGCCGACGAUGUGAGGCGGGCCGGGCGUCCCCGCACCGGGCCCGGGCGCCGGGAGUGGGCGGCUCGGCAGCGCCGGGCGAUGGCCCUGCUGCCGGUGCUCCUCGCCGCCUGGGGUCUGGGGCAGUGAGGGGCCGGCGGGCGAGGGAAGCGGCCCUGGCGCGGCGGGGGCGAGGGGGCCGCGGGCGCCAUGGAGGGGGUGCUGUACAAGUGGACCAACUAUCUGAGCGGUUGGCAGCCUCGAUGGUUCCUUCUCUGUGGGGGGAUAUUAUCCUAUUAUGAUUCUCCUGAAGAUGCCUGGAAAGGUUGCAAAGGGAGCAUCCAAAUGGCGGUCUGUGAAAUUCAAGUUCAUUCUGUAGAUAACACACGCAUGGAUCUGAUAAUCCCUGGGGAACAGUAUUUCUACCUGAAGGCCAGAAGUGUGGCGGAGAGACAGCGGUGGCUGGUAGCCUUGGGGUCAGCCAAGGCUUGCCUGACAGACAGUAGGACCCAGAAGGAAAAAGAGUUUGCUGAAAACACUGAAAACUUGAAAACCAAAAUGUCGGAACUAAGACUCUACUGUGACCUCCUUGUCCAGCAAGUAGAUAAAACAAAAGAAGUGACCACAACUGGUGUGUCCAAUUCCGAGGAGGGAAUUGAUGUGGGAACUCUGCUAAAAUCAACCUGCAAUACUUUUCUGAAGACUUUGGAAGAAUGCAUGCAGAUCGCAAAUGCAGCCUUCACCUCGGAGCUGCUGUAUCGCACACCCCCAGCAUCACCACAGCUGGCCAUGCUCAAGUCCAACAAGAUGAAACAUCCUGUUGUACCGAUUCAUAAUUCAUUGGAAAGGCAAAUGGAGUUAAACAAUUGUGAAAAUGGAUCUUUAAAUAUGGAAAUGAAUGAUGAUGAAGAAAUCCUAAUGAAAAACAAGAGCUCCUUACAUUUAAAACCUUCAGAGAGAGAUUGCAGCACAUCAAGUGAAGAAAAUACAGAUGAUCAUAUAACAGUCCAAGGUGAAAUAAUGAAGGAAGAUGGAGAGGAAAACCUGGGAAAUCGUGACAACAACUUGGCACAGCCUGGAUCAAACUCCUCAAGUAGUGCUCCAGAAUCCCACUGGGAAGAAGGCCAAGAAGUUAUCCCAACUUUCUUUAGUACCAUGAACACCAGCUUUAGUGACAUUGAACUUCUGGAAGACAGUGGCAUUCCCACAGAAGCAUUCUUGGCAUCAUGUUAUGCUGUGGUUCCAGUAUUAGACAAACUUGGCCCUACGGUGUUUGCUCCUGUUAAAAUGGAUCUUGUUGGAAAUAUUAAGAAAGUAAAUCAGAAGUAUAUAACCAACAAGGAAGAGUUUACCACCCUCCAGAAGAUAGUACUGCAUGAAGUGGAGGCUGAUGUAGCCCAGGUUAGGAACUCGGCUACAGAAGCCCUCUUGUGGCUGAAGAGAGGUCUCAAAUUUUUGAAGGGAUUUUUGACAGAAGUGAAAAAUGGAGAAAAGGAUAUCCAGACAGCCCUGAAUACCGCAUAUGGUAAAACAUUACGGCAACACCACGGCUGGGUAGUUCGAGGGGUUUUUGCGUUAGCUCUGAGGGCAGCUCCAUCCUAUGAAGAUUUUGUGGCCGCGUUAACCAUAAAGGAAGGCGACCACCAGAAAGCAGCUUUCAGUGUUGGGAUGCAGAGGGACCUCAGCCUUUACCUCCCCGCCAUGGAAAAGCAGCUGGCGAUUCUGGACACUCUAUACGAGGUCCAUGGACUGGAGUCUGACGAGGUGGUGUGACAUCUGCAGGACAGGGCCACCUGCUCACUUCAGGGAAUCAAGUUCGCUCACGUGUUUUGUUGCCCUGUUUAAUUUCCAGCAGCAGCUUCAGCCCUCUCUAACCCCUCACUGCUGGGGACAGAGAGGAGGAGGCAAAGCCCAGUGCUUUUAUAGAUAAUUUUUUUAAAUGCAUAUGUGUUUUGUGUAUUUAAAAAUCAAGGUGCUAUAUAUUUCAGUUCAAAGGGCCUCCUGGAAACCAAAUCAUAGCUGUUAUAUAGACUUGCACAGCAAGUUAUAAGAGCAGAUUUGACAAAUGAA
Diceros bicornis minor is the source of this 2228-nucleotide messenger RNA. It is a transcript of the gene PLEKHA8, whose product is annotated as pleckstrin homology domain containing A8. Gene Ontology annotation, cellular component: membrane; cytoplasm; cytosol. Lineage: Eukaryota; Metazoa; Chordata; Mammalia; Perissodactyla; Rhinocerotidae. Bases 369 to 1931 code for a protein of 520 amino acids. The record is from RefSeq and is a predicted model, not a curated record. Gene Ontology annotation, molecular function: ceramide 1-phosphate transfer activity; ceramide 1-phosphate binding. Gene Ontology annotation, biological process: ceramide transport; intermembrane lipid transfer. The transcript is spliced from 14 exons.